CUGAUGUGCACUGGAUCGCUUUUUUUCCCUUUUACGUGCUUGCUUUCUAUUCAUCGUACCUUUUGCUGGCCAAAUUAUACUCGUGCACGUUUGGCGUGCUAUUCAGGGUUCAGCGAAUGUAACCCAACGCUGAUUCAGCGCCAAUGGCUGUGCAGGCAUUCACCUCUUCGUCUACUGGACCUACGAUCGUCCCUCCAAUCCCCAUUUCCCUCCUUUCUUUCUACCCUACGGUACAGUACCAGAGUCAUGGGGAAUGAUGGAGGAAGUAUUCCAGACCGGCGCGAUCUCGUACGCACAAAGCCAAAGGCCGAGCAAGCGGAUAAGGCGAACCAGACUCGCGCUCGAUGGCACUUCUGUGCGCUGUCGAAGAAGCCGCUCCAGGAACCCGUCGUGUCCUGUGCCCUCGGCAAGCUAUACAACCGAGAAGCCAUCAUCGAGUACCUGCUAGACAAGACGGCCUACGGCGAUGGACAGGAGAUAUGCGGGCACAUACGGUCUCUCAAGGACGUCAAGACCUUGAAACUGACCCCGAACCCCGCGCCCCGGUCCACAGCGGACACCACCUCCGACGAGUUCAGGCCCCAGUUCAUCUGCCCGCUCACCGCGAAGGAGAUGACCGGCGCGCUUCCCUUCGUCUAUAUCGCCACCUGCGGCUGCGUCUUCUCGCACGCCGGGCUCAAGUCCCUCGCCUCCUCCUCGCCCAAAGACUCCCCCAAGGACUCGGCCACUCCUCCGCCCGCCGAGCACAAGCAGCUCGACCUCUGCCCGCAGUGCGGCGCCAAGUACGACAAAUCGUCCGACGUGCUGCCCCUCAACCCCUCCCCGGAAGAGGAGGAGAAGCUCCGGCUCGCGAUGGAGCUCAAGCGCGCCGCCGAGCCCGCUCCGACGACCAAAAAGGGCGGCAAGAAACGGAAAGCGGACAAGGUGGAGAAGGGCGAGGAAGGCGAGGCGAAGAAGAAGGCGAGGCAGCCGGUGCCGAGCAUGAACCCGUCGAUCGCGGCGGCGUCGAAGGCGGUGGUAUCGAGCCUGGCGAUGGAAGAGGCGAAGCGGAAGGCGGGCAUGAGCGAUGCCGUGAAAGAGCUGUAUGCGAGCAAGGACGGCCCAAAGCGAAAGGAGACGUUCAUGACCAUGGGCACGUUCACGAGGUAUGCGUGAAGUUGGUAUUCUUUCGCUGUGUCGGAUCUUUGGGUACGCAGGGUGGACGCUGGCGGGUUGGGCUAGGGCUAGAGGUUGCGUGUAUCAUGAUUUGUAUCUCUAUUCGAUGCAACCCAUUCAUUAAUUCGGACAUAUCUCC
Punctularia strigosozonata HHB-11173 SS5 is the source of this 1294-nucleotide messenger RNA. RefSeq names its product DUF602-domain-containing protein. The transcript has 4 exons. Gene Ontology annotation, biological process: site-specific DNA replication termination at RTS1 barrier; mitotic DNA replication termination. Bases 247 to 1155 code for a protein of 302 amino acids. NCBI's taxonomy places the organism in Eukaryota, Fungi, Basidiomycota, Agaricomycetes, Corticiales, Punctulariaceae. The record is from RefSeq and is a predicted model, not a curated record. Gene Ontology annotation, cellular component: nucleus.